AUGGACGUCGCUCUUGAAAUCCUCGACCCGCUGGUCUUUGACAAGGCCUACGCCUACCUGGUACCCGCGCCAACAGCAGCAGCGCAUUUCAAUGGCUCCUCAGCAGCGACGACACACGACGCGCUCGCCUACACAACAGACUUCGCCGGUGCCGCUGGCUCUGCCUGGGCGCGCGACAACAUUGUGCGCCAAUGUAUCUCCAUCCUCAUCGUCACCCAGAUCGGCGCCUCGGGCCUGUACUGGGUGUUUAGCGCCCUAUCGUACUACCUCAUCUUUGACCGCCGUCUCGAAUACCACCCGCGCUUCCUGAAGAACCAGAUCCGCCAAGAGAUGGUGUCGUCGAUGAGCGCUGUGCCCUUCAUCAAUAUCCUCACGUUACCGUGGUUCCUCGCUGAGGUGCGCGGCAAGAGCUUGCUCUACACGAAUGUCGAAGACUACGGCUGGUCGUGGAUGCUGGUGUCGACCGUGCUUUUCAUGAUCUGGAAUGAUUUCUUGAUCUACUGGAUUCACCGGCUCGAACACCACCCCAGUGUUUACAAGUAUAUCCACAAGCCGCACCACAAAUGGAUCGUUCCGACGCCCUGGGCCGCGCUCGCCUUCCACCCUCUCGACGGCUACGUCCAGUCGCUCCCUUACCACAUGUUUGUCUUCAUCUGCCCGGUACAAAAGUACCUCUACUUCAUCCUCUUCGGGCUGGUGCAGAUCUGGACCAUCCUAAUCCACGACGGCGACAUGAUCUCGGGCCACUGGCUCGAGAAGUUCGUCAACAGCCCCGCUCACCACACCCUGCAUCACAUGUACUUCACCGUCAACUACGGCCAGUACUUCACUUGGGCCGACAGCUACUUCAACUCCCAUCGUGCCCCACAACCCGAACUUGAUCCGCUGCACGAGGCACUGCGCGUCAUGCGCGAGAAGGGCCUGGUCGAUGAGAAGGGUGAGCCGAUCCCCCAGGCGAAGAAGGGGACGGGGAAGAAGGGUGGAAAGGACGAGUAA
Dichotomopilus funicola is the source of this 996-nucleotide messenger RNA. Its product is annotated as fatty acid hydroxylase superfamily-domain-containing protein. Gene Ontology annotation, cellular component: membrane. The record is from RefSeq and is a predicted model, not a curated record. Bases 1 to 996 code for a protein of 331 amino acids. The transcript has 3 exons. Gene Ontology annotation, molecular function: iron ion binding; C-5 sterol desaturase activity. Lineage: Eukaryota; Fungi; Ascomycota; Sordariomycetes; Sordariales; Chaetomiaceae. Gene Ontology annotation, biological process: sterol biosynthetic process.